AGUUUGGUUGUCUGGUUUCCUGUCAGAGCUGGUCCUGUCAAUGUGGAAGUUGCUUCUACCAAGGAAAGGGCCACAGAAUCUUACUGUCACUUUCUGAAGUCCGCCUUGCGGCUGUCUCGGUGCACUUGAUAUCGGCCCUGGGCGGGGGUGGUUUCUAGCGAGCAGACGAAGACAAUUUCUCUUCCGGAACGGAGGCCACGCGCCCAGAUUGUUUCCGGGGACCUGAGGCAGUCGCACCGCCGCGCCCCGCCCCUGGCUCGGCCACGUCUCGCUGUAGCUACCGGGGCAGCCACUGGGUAUCAUGUUGUUGGUUGGUUUUGACUGCAAGCCAUGUGUAAGACUUUAAGUUUUGCCCUGAAAACGGAACACAGAGUGAGGUCCUUCCUGGGAGCUCUGGGCUGUUGCUGAUGGCAGAAGCUGUACCUGUCCUAGGGUCAUUUGUAGCCCUUCACUGCCUGCUCAGCCUGGGCUGUCCUAACCAUGGACGGUGUGUCAGCCGAGCACGAUGGCCUCUUGGAGGACAGACCCAACAGUGACACCUCCGCUCACCCUGAGGCCCUCCUCACUCGCCAGGGCUCACUGGCACUGCCUGACCAGCCAGAUGAAGUCCAGUGUGCCGGUGUUGAGGUAAACAGAGCUUCUGAGGAAGUGGGACGCCUGGACACACCUGGGCAGGGGCAACUCUGCCAGAAUGGGUCCACACUGCAGUUCUCAGACUCGCCGUUAUCUCUUGAUCCCACCACAAGUGCAGUGGGUCCUGAUGCCUCUCCAGGUGUGGCUGGUUUCCAUGACAACCUAAGGAAGUCCCAGGGAACUAGUGCUGAGGGCAGUGUUAGAAAAGAAGCUUUGCAGUCUCUCAGACUCAGUCUUCCCAUGCAAGAAACGCAACUGUGCUCCACAGCAUCUUCACUGCCCAUGGAGAAGGAGGAGCAGGUCCGACUCCAGGCCCGGAAGCGCCUGGAAGAGCAGCUCCGGCAGUACCGUGUGAAGCGCCAGCAGGAGCGAUCCAGCCAACCUUCAACAAAAAUGAGACUCUCUAGCACUCUUGAUCCUGAACUCAUGUUGCACCCAGAAAACUUGCCAAGGGCCAGUACCGUAGCUAUGACAAAAGAGUACUCCUUCCUGCGCACCAGCGUCCCUCGGGGGCCCAAGGUGGGCAGCUUAGGGCUGCUGACACAUGCCAAGGAGAAAAAGAGUUCCAAAUCAAGCAAAAUCCGGUCUCUGGCUGAUUAUAGAACUGAAGAUGGAAGUGGUUCCAGUGGCCUUACUCCUGCUGCCAACUCUAUUGGGAGCUCCCUGAAGCAGAGCAGGGGCAGUACCUCAGUAGUGUCUGAGGUCAGCCUGUCUCCUGAGACUGAUGGCCGUCUUGAGAAUGCCUCGCUGACUGGGGACAGCGUGUUGGAGGCUGAUGGAAAUGAGAGUGACAGCUCCUCACAUAGCAGCCUCUCCACCCGUGGGACCUGCGGUGUCCUGGGGAACAUGGUGGUCACCCAGGGACCUGCCUACUUGGUCAAUGGCCAGGAGAUUGCCACGGAGGCUCUGGGCCAGUUCCCUUCUAUUAAGGAUGUUCUCCAGGCUGCAGCAGCUGAGCACCAAGACCAGGGGCAGGAGGUCAACGGGGAGGUGCGGAGCCGCAGAGACAGUAUCUGCAGCAGUGUGUCCAUGGAGAGCUCCCUUGCUGAAGCACAGGACGAAAUGUUGCAGGUUCUUAAAGAAAAAAUGAGACUUGAAGGACAGCUGGAGGCUUUAUCACUAGAGGCCAGUCAGGCACUUCAGGAAAAGGCAGAGCUGCAGGCCCAGCUGGCUGCCCUGCGUACAAGGCUGCAGGCCCAGGUGGAGCGCAGCCAUACUAGCCAGCAGAAGCAGGACUCCCUCAGCUCCGAGGUGGACACUCUGAAGCAGUCCUGCUGGGACUUGGAGAGGGCCAUGACUGACCUACAGAACAUGCUGGAAGCCAAGAAUGCCAGCCUGGCUUCUUCAAACAAUGACCUACAGGUGGCAGAGGAACAGUACCAGAGAUUGAUGGCCAAAGUUGAGGACAUGCAGAGAAGCAUCCUCAGCAAGGACAACACAGUGCACGACCUCCGACAGCAGAUGGCGGCCCUGCAGAGCCAGCUCCAGCAAGUGCAGCUGGAGCGCACAACGCUGACCAGCAAGCUGCAGGCUUCACAGGCUGAGAUCGCCUCUCUGCAGCAUGCCCGGCAGUGGUACCAGCAGCAGCUGGCCCUGGCCCAGGAGGCCCGGGUCAGGCUGCAGGGUGAGGUGGCCCACAUCCAGGUUGGACAGAUGACCCAGGCUGGCCUUCUAGAGCACCUGAAGCUGGAGAACGUGUCGCUAUCUCAGCAGCUGACAGAGACACAGCACAGAUCGAUCAAGGAGAAGGAGCGCAUAGCUGUGCAACUCCAGAGCAUUGAGGCUGACAUGUUGGAUCAGGAAGCAGCCUUUGUGCAGAUUCGAGAGGCAAAGACAAUGGUGGAGGAGGAUCUGCAGAGGAGGCUGGAAGAGUUUGAGGGUGAACGAGAACAGCUGCAGAAAGUGGCUGACUCAGCAGUGGCCCUGGAGCAGCAGUUGGAACGGGUGAAACUGACUCUUCAGCAGCGAGACCAGCAGCUGAUGGAGCUGCAGCAGGAGCACCUGGGCGUGGUGAAACAGCUCACCUCGGCACAGGAGGCCCUGCAAUCCCGAGAACAGUCCCUCAACGACCUGCACACCCGCUAUGAUGAGCUUCAGGCACAGCUGGAGGAGCUGCAAGGGGAGGCUGCCACCAGGGAGGACACAGUCCGCUUCCUGCAGAAUGAGAAGAUUGUCUUAGAGGUGGCUCUGCAAGCAGCCAGGAGUGGCAAGGAGGAGCUUGACCAGGGAGCAAGGCGCUUGGAAGAAGGCACUGAGGAGACAUCAGAACUUUUAGAGCAGCUGAGACAAGAGCUGGCUGUCAAGUCCAGCCAGGUGGAGCACUUGCAGCAGGAGAUGGCCUCCCUGAGAAAGCAGACACAGAAGGUGAAGGAGCAGUUCCUUCAGCAGAAGGUGAUGGUGGAGGCCUACCGGCGGGAUGCUAUCUCCAAAGACCAGCUCAUCGGUGAGCUGAAGACCACAAAGAAGCGGCUGGACUCGGAGAUGAAGGAGCUGAGGCAGGAGCUAAUUAAGCUGCAGGGGGAGAAGAGGGCCGUGGAGGUAGAGCAUUCACGUUUGCAGAAGGAAGUGUCUCUAACCCACCAGCAGAUGGCUGACCUCCAGGAGCACCUCCAGUCAGCACAGAAGGAGCGGGACAAGAUGGAGAUGCACCUGCAGUCUUUGCAGUUCGACAAAGAGCAGAUGGUCACUCUUACAGAGGCCAACGAGGCGCUAAAGGAGCAAAUAGAAGUGCUGCAGCAAGAAGCCAAGAAGGCCAUCACAGAGCAGAAGCAGAAGAUGAAACAGCUGGGCUCAGAUCUGACCAGUGCCCAGAAGGAGAUGAAGAACAAGCACAAGGCCUAUGAGAAUGCCGUGAGCAUCCUCAGCCGCCGUUUGCAGGAGUCCCUGGCUGCCAAAGAGGCUGCAGACGCGGAGCUGAGCCAGCUCAGAGCCCAGAGUACCAGCAGGGGCAGCGACACUGUCCUACAUGAAAAAAUCCGGGCCCUGGAGGUGGAGCUGCAGAGUGUGGGCCACAGCAAGCUGAUGCUGGAGAAGGAACUUCAGGAGGUGAUUGCCAUGACAAGCCAGGAGCUGGAGGAGUCCCGGGAGAAGGUGCUAGAGCUGGAGGAUGAGCUUCAAGAGUCCAGAGGCUUCAAAAAGAAGAUAAAGCGCCUGGAGGAAUCAAAUAAGAAGUUGGCUCUCGAGCUGGAACAUGAGAGAGGGAGACUCACAGGCCUCGGGCAGUCCAAUGCAGCCCUGAGGGAGCACAACAGCAUCUUGGAAACAGCGCUAGCCAAGAGAGAGGCUGACCUGGUUCAGCUGAAUCUCCAGGUGCAGGCAGUUUUACAGCGCAAAGAGGAAGAAGACCACCAGAUGAAGCAGCUCAUCCAGGCCUUGCAAGCCUCACUGGAGAGAGAGAAGGUGGAAGCAAGCAGCCUCAAGGAGCAGGUGGCUGCUGCCAGAGUGGAAGCUGGCCAUAACCGCCGCCACUUCAAGGCAGCCACCAUGGAGCUGAGUGAGGUGAAGAAAGAGCUGCAGGCCAAGGAGCACCUGGUGCAGACACUGCAAACCGAGGCUGAUGAGCUGCAGAUUCGAGAAGGAAAACACUCCCAGGAGAUAGCAAAGUUCCAGGCGGACCUGGCAGAGGCCCGGACCCAGCUCCAGCUCCUGCAGCAGCAGCUGGACGAGCAGCUGAGCCAGCAGCCUGCGGGGAGCCAAGAGAUGGAAAAUCUCAAGUGGGAACUAGAUCAGAAGGAGCGGGAGCUGCAGUCUCUGAAGCAGCAGCUGAACCUGUCAGAGCAGCAGGGCAGGAAGGAGCUGGAAGGAACGCAGCAGCUGCUACAGAAUACCAGGUCUGAGCUGGAGGUGGUGCAGGAAGACCUGUCCAUGACCCAGAAGGAUAAAUUCAUGCUCCAAGCUAAAGUGUCUGAGCUAAAGAACAACAUGAAGACUCUGCUUCAGCAAAACCAGCAGCUCCACCAGGAUCUCCGCCGUGGUGUGGCCAAGAGGAAAGAACCGAAGAGUGAAGCCAGCUCAUCAGGCCCAGCGACACCAAUCAAGAUACCUGACUGCCCCGUCCCAGCCUCACUCCUAGAGGAGCUGCUGAGACCUCCACCUGCUGUCAGCAAGGAGCCCCUUAAGAACCUGAACAGCUGUCUGCAGCAGCUCAAGCAGGAGAUGGACAGCCUGCAGCGGCAAAUGGAGGAACAUACCAUCACUGUGCACGAGUCCUUGUCCUCCUGGACUCAGGUGGAAAACCCCCCAGGAGAGCACGCCCACCCACGGGGAGAUACCCAGCAGCAGGGUUGUGGCAGGGUGCCCAGAGAAGGCCUGAGACAGUGACCACCAACACCACCGAGGGCAACGUGCAGCUGCGUGAAGGAAUGUGCCAUUUCCAAUAUUAUUUAUUUAAUUGUGUGCUCUGCAUUUUCCUGAGAGACAAAAUUUUAAGUUUUGCUUUUGCCAUUAACAAGGAGUAAAAUAACAGAGUAAGAGCCAAGGAUUAGAGAAAUAGUCAUUGGGAACCAUGGCUAGCUUUCCCCAUGAGAUGACCAAAUCUUAGAAGCCCCUUAAGUUUAGAGCUCAGGAGGGAGUUUCUGGAUGUCUGUCUGGUGGGUUUUGUGCAGGAGGAGGUGUUGAUAAGUGCGGGUGACACUCGCACCCCAGCUGCUUCCUGGUGGAGGCUUUUCAGGACAGGGUGUGGGGGCAGCAGCACUGGGCCGCUGGGCAGCCCUUCUUUCAUCCCACCUAGCAAGAGCUUUACUUUCCUGCAGAAGUGUUUGAUUUGUACCUUUGGCUCUUUAGUUUUUUUUUUUUUCCAGUAGCCAUCCCACCAUAGGGUGUGCAUAUAAGCACUGAGAAUCACAGUCUUGUCAAAGCAUACGCAUAGAUUAAGAAAGACCUGACUGUCUUUUUAUUAAUGCUACUUGAAAAUGUGCUGUUGGGAAGUAAUGUACAUGUAGGAUUUAGGGUUGUCAGUCAAAAAACUAUAUUUUAAGAAGUAUAUUUUAUUUACUCUACCCUCUAAAGCCAAAAAUUCUUGCACAGAAAAGAUGUUUGAGCCGGGCAUGAUGGCGCAUGCCUGUAAUCCCAGCACUCAGGAGGCUGAAGCAGGAGAAUCGCCUUGAGUUUGAGG
Messenger RNA from Chinchilla lanigera (long-tailed chinchilla), 5746 nucleotides. It is a transcript of the gene Golga3, whose product is annotated as golgin A3. The transcript has 24 exons. Bases 481 to 4953 code for a protein of 1490 amino acids. The record is from RefSeq and is a predicted model, not a curated record. NCBI's taxonomy places the organism in Eukaryota, Metazoa, Chordata, Mammalia, Rodentia, Chinchillidae.